Messenger RNA from Agrilus planipennis (emerald ash borer), 4008 nucleotides. RefSeq lists its product as uncharacterized. NCBI's taxonomy places the organism in Eukaryota, Metazoa, Arthropoda, Insecta, Coleoptera, Buprestidae. The transcript has 3 exons. Bases 8 to 3931 code for a protein of 1307 amino acids. The record is from RefSeq and is a predicted model, not a curated record.
ACUACGCAUGCCAACAGACGUGAAUGAACAAGACAGGCAAAGAAAACGAUGCGAUACAUGUCUCAAAUCGUAUCGUUGUGCUAAACUUCGGAAAUGUGAACCGUGUGAAAAAAUUUGCGGAAAUGACGUCAUGGGAAAUGUAGGUAGCAUUAACAAAAUUGAUGAGUACAGUGCCUACUUUACUCUUGGAGAAUUUGGACCUGGGUUUCAAAUGGAUCAAAUCGUGGAUUUUAUAGGUUUACCUGAAAGGGAUAAGUAUGAGAAAGUUGUUGUUAUAGGAAAAACUAAAGAUCAAAAUGGCCUAAAAAAGUGUAAAGCGUUAAUCAUUGAUCCGGUUGAAUCAUUCAAGGAUAUUAAAGAAGCAAAAUGUGCAGGAAUUGCACUGAAAAAAACUGAAACCGAUCAAAAAUUGGUAGCACCAUCAAAUAUACAAGACUACAUCGAAACUGCAGAAAAUCAUCUCAUAGCGGAAAUAGGUACCGAAAAGCCAAUAACUGUAUCUAAAGAUAUUCCCAUGAUUGAGAAUAUUCUAAAGUCUGAUUUCAUGGAAAAUACUCCAAUGGGGCUGAACAAUGAUUUUAACGAAUCUACCCAAUCGAGCGAGAAAAAAUUAAUCAAGUCUUCUUUGAAAAAGGGUUCCCUAAGAUUUAAAGGGAAUAGCGACGAGCCAUUGAUGGAAUCAAUAACUGAUACGAAUUCAACACAAAACUCCGACAGCCUAAAGUUGUUGCACCGAAUGAAGGAUUCUAGUUAUUUUCCUACAGCCGAUGAGAAUGUAAAGAUCGAUGAAAAUUUUAAAUCACAGCUUAGCUCACUAAGUUCAUCUGAAUUAAAGCCAAGUGAGAAUCAGACUUUUCCAUAUGAUUUAAAUCAAAACUUAACUUCACCGUUUAAUCUUUCUACUACUCAUCAGUCAAAAUCACAACAACACAUGUCAACUCGUUUAUUACCUAGAAAACAUAACAGAGUGCGACCUAAUAGUAAUCCAUAUCGUCAUAGAGUUUCUUCUAUUCUUAGUGAAAACAAUUCAAGUAUAGAAGAAAUGCCUAUAAAAGAAAAUAAAAAUCUUCUUCAAAGCGAAGGCAUGUCACCAUCUAAUGAGUCUUAUCUUGAAAUCAACGAAAGGUUUAAAGACGAAGAUUUAUUGGAAAAGAAAGCUAACGAAAUGGUUACCGGAGAUCGAAAACAACCCUUAGAAUCAAAUAUGGACCCACAGGUAGAAUAUUCCAGUUCUAAUGAAGUUCCUUCUCAAAUAAGUAGAGCAUUUAAAAAAAUCAAACGUCCUAUACAAUCCCGAAAUUCUUCAAAUAACGAAAAAACUUUGAAAUCUAUUGUAAUGAUGCCAAAGGACAAGCUAUUAGCGCCACUGGAAAUAACAGAGAGUUCAGAGAACCAUGAAAGUACAACUUUUGACGUCGUAACUAAGUUACCUAAAACAAUUGGUAAGGUAACUGAAAUAGUUCAAGAUGCAACUGAUAGAGUAUUCUUUGAAAAAAGUAGUACAGCUGAUUUUUUACAAGAGGAAUACCGAGAUAUACACCAGUUACAAAGACUAUAUGUCACUACCCCGAAAACUGAUACUAUUAAGAAAAAUUGGAAAGAAGAGUAUUUGUAUACAACUAAGAACACUUUUGCAGAAUCUAAUGAAAGUACAUCUUUCGAUGACGACACAAAUGCAGUUGACGAAAGCGAGAACCAAACUAUAAGAACAGAGGUAAAGAACAAGGAUAAACUAAAACUUUUAAAAGAAAGCAAAGUAACUGAAAAAGUUUUGGCAGUUCCAAAGGCACACAAAAAUAUAAAUAGAGAUCAAUCUGAUGUUUUAGAACAUCCAUACGGUACACAGAAAACAAUAAGUACUAAAUUUACUAACUUAGAAACACAAGAUUCAUUUCCAGAUUCCAAAGAAGUUCGGUUACAAUCAGAAAACAUAGAAAGUGAUUUCAGUCAAUUCACGGACAAGACAAAUGAUUCGUUGGAUUCCUUUACAAAUCAGCCAGAGACUGAUAAUGACGCAUUUCUAGAACCUAACGCGACCACAGCAUUUUCAGAACAUACGAAAGAGGAAACAUUGUCCAAAGAAGCAGAUUACAAAAGUAAUGUUAAUAAGGAAUCUAAUAUUAUUUUAACAUCUUCAGAAUCAAGGAUAAUAAAACAAAAACAUCUUCCAAUACUAAAAUCUAAACUUUAUUCGCCUUUAAAGCAGGAACUGCAUACUGGACAGAAUAUUUUAACGAAACCAAACAGUAAUAUAACCUAUUUAGUAUUAGAAGGGGAAAAAUCAAAAUUAAUUUCAUCAAAUCAAAUAAAAGAUAAAGUAGACGAAUCAUCAACUAUUUCGAAAAAUAUUCAGCCUAGCGUAGAUUACGAACAAAACUUGGAUUCACUUGUAGACGCCUCAAGAUAUGACAAUUAUUCAACAGAAGUACCUUCAGAAGAGAAUACAUUUCUGAAAUCCAUAAAACAAAAACUUAAAAGUGUUAACAGAAGUCAUAAAACCCCGCAAAAUAUGGUUUCUGCAGAAUUGCACCACAGAGGCAUUGAUACGUUAAAAGAACCAUCGUUAAAUUCAAAUGCUUCAAAACCUGAAAAUGCUAUUACCAAUACUGAUUCAGAAGAAAAAUUGAAGGCAUUUACACAUGCGAAUAAGAAGCUCAAAGCCAAACAUGCCUUUCCUACCAAAAUAAAUCCAAAUGUAGCUCAUGCAAAGGAUAUAAGUGAUUUCCCAAAAACUGGAGAAAGUGUGCCAUCUAUAAAACAAGCAUUUACAAAUUAUGUUGAUGAUGAAUCAGACAUAGUAAGUAGUAUUCCAAUUAAAAUUGAAUCCGGCAGUUUGGAGAAUGUUUUAAAGGCUAAACACCUUGAUUCACUAGUACAAGAGCUUGAACAACUUCCUCCGAUAAUUUAUGACAGGGCUUUGAAGGUUUCAAGUGCUCUUUCAAAAUUGCAAUCCACAUCGUCUCCAAAUAAAAAUUUGAUUCAGCCACUGUCUACUAAAAAGCUGCAAGUUGAUGAAUCAAAAAUGGAUUUUGUUGAAACUAACGCAGAAGAUUUUAAUUCUAAUUCUAAUCCUGUUGAAUUCCAAAUAAAUGGUGAUGAAAAUUAUAAAAAUUUAGAUGAAUCUUUUGAAACCACUGAAGAAGCUUCACCUUAUUUAAAAUCCAUAGAAUCUAAAAGUGAUAAGAUACUUUCUUUUGAAGGAAACAUACAAUCUAAGGAAAUGAAGCUCGCUAAUAAAUUUAAGGAAGACACUUUCGAUUUAAAUACUCCUUUAAAAGAUGCAGAAGCGUCUAACGAAAAACCUAUAAAAGUGGGCAAAGAAGAAUCUUCCACCAGAAAAAAAUUUGACAAAAAACUAAAAAGAAAAUUUGACGAUAUGACAGUACAAAAUAGCCAGAAAAAGAAAGAAAAAGAUAAUCAAAUAGUUAGUGAAUCACUGCAAAGCAUUUACAGCACAAAAGCCGUGAGUGAUGAAGUAGGCAAUUCUAAUCCAGAAAUAAUAUCAAAAGAAAACAUAUUCAAAAAUUUUGGAAGAGUAAUUCCAAAUAUUCAAGAAUAUCCUUUGAAAACAAAUAGUUUAACUGACAAUUUAUUGUUUCAUGGAAACGACAUACACCUCCCACUAAAUGCUAAAAAAAAUGAAGAUGGGUCUUACAAACUCUCCCUUGAUAUUCAAAAAUUAUGUGACUGCAAAGAAUUAAGUUGUAUUAAACAUACUCCUGAAACAGUAGAGGAAAAAAGAAAUGUUAGAGGUGCGAGUCAUACUAAUUCUGAUGCAGCUGCUCAAGACAAAUUUACUGCAUUCUCCGACUUCUUGGGGCAACUAAGAAAGAUUUCUAAACCUUCUUCUCAUUCUGAAUUUUCAAAAUCUCAAUACAAUAAUGAGAUACUAAAACUAAUAUCUUCUAUACGACCAAGUCACGAUACCUAAUUAAUACGAACCAAGAACUAUAAAAUACAUAUUAUACCUACACUAUCCAUAUAAAUAUAGUAAUCAUUUACGUAUAA